Molecule: messenger RNA, 1383 nt
Organism: Camelina sativa (false flax)
Lineage: Eukaryota; Viridiplantae; Streptophyta; Magnoliopsida; Brassicales; Brassicaceae
Product: putative FBD-associated F-box protein At5g56440
Molecular function (GO): protein binding
Source: RefSeq, a predicted model, not a curated record
UAUUAAUAGUAUCGGGAACAAAUUCAUCAGAGGGACAGCAGAGACUGAAGCUUUUGAGAAACUUUAAAGGGUUAGGUUGCAAUGGAUAGGAUAAGUCUCUUGUCAGAUGACUUGCUCUUGAAGAUACUGUCUUCGCUUACAUCUAAAGAUGCCGUGACCACAAGCCUUUUGUCAAAACGUUGGUGUUCACUUUGGAAGUUUACUCCCAGGCUUGUUUAUUUGGAUCUAAUGUAUAAGGAUCCAAACACUGUGUAUUGGAAAGCUUCACGUUUUGUUGACAAGUUUUUGCUACUACACAAGGCUCCUGUCCUAGAAUCUGUGUUACUCAUAGUUGAUCGAAAUUGCUGUCCUACGGAUAUUGAAACAUGGAUUAGUGUUGCAAGUUCUCGUGUGUUGCGCAACCUUUACUGUUGCCGAUAUAGACCUGGUUCAGAGCCCAUACGGUUGCCUAGGGACUUGUAUACAUGUGCAACCCUUGUGAGUUUAAACCUACAAGCAGAGUUCAUUCUGGAUUAUGUUCCUUUGACAACUUGUUUCCCAUCACUCAAGGUUUUGAUCCUUUAUCUUGUGAAAUUCUCAAGCGAAGAGAUUGCCGGUAGAUUUUUUUCUGGUUGCCCUGUCCUUGAAGAUCUGAGACUGGUUCGAGGCACCAAUGACAACUUGAAAACUUUCACUAUCGCAGUUCCUUCAUUGCGGAGAUUAUCUAUCAUAGACUUGAACUGUGGUUCUCAUUUUCCGGGAGAUGAUGUUGGUUUUGUUAUCAACGCUCCUUCUUUAAAGUCGUUAACGAUUGCUAACCAGUUUACUUGGUGCUAUUCAUUAGUGAAAAUGCCUUACCUCGUAAAGGCCGAUAUCAAGCUUCGACAAGGUGAUUCUAAGAUGUUUGAGGGAUGGCUUAUCUCAGCCAAACACGUUUCCUUGUGUUUACAUCCACCGACGGAUUCAUGUCCUCUAGGCGUUUUCAGUCAGCUAGUAUCUCUAAAUCUUUGUACAUGCUCUUUAGAUUGGUUUCGUCUUAUACUCAACCAUACACCUAAACUCCGAGUUCUCAGAUUCGAAUUAAAACAAGUUAGAUUGCAUUCAAAGGUAAAACCUCUCCAGAAAUGUUACAGCAGUUCUGUAGAUGUCCAAACUCAAUGGGAGCAGCCGAGUUCUGUUCCUCAAUGUUUGGCUUCGAGUCUUGAAACUGUUGAGUGGAUUGAUUACAAAGGAACACAAGCAGAGAAAAAAGUGGCGAUGUAUUUGCUAGAGAACUCUGGACAGCUAAAGAAAAUGCGUAUUAGACCCUCGAAAUCGACCAAUGAUAGCGAGAAGCUCAAGAUGCUGCAAGAGCUAUCGUCUACGCCGAGGAGUUCUAGCAAAUGUCGGCUUUCGUUCAUCUGA